This is a messenger RNA of Dreissena polymorpha, 2893 nucleotides long. RefSeq names its product interferon-induced protein 44-like. Lineage: Eukaryota; Metazoa; Mollusca; Bivalvia; Myida; Dreissenidae. The transcript has 7 exons. The record is from RefSeq and is a predicted model, not a curated record. Bases 110 to 1555 code for a protein of 481 amino acids.
CGAUAGCUGCAGUGGUAUGUAUACAUGUACAAGGAACUGAUUAGAUGCGCAUUCGCUUGAAAACAAAAUAAAUUUGUGUUCGCGAUUAACGUACAAGAUUCCGGAAACAAUGGCGGGACAGUUGCCUGAUAAGUACAUGGAUCAGCUGGAGUCCUGGAUUGGAACGGGACCCAAGAUCUUUUCACUGCUCUACAAGAUAACCUGGGAUGGGUGUAACUCAACACCAUUUCACCAGAAAUGUGACAACCAAGGACCCACUGUGACAAUAUUGUACAAUCAUUGGGACUCCGUGUAUGGGGGAUAUGCAAGCGCCAAUUGGAACAGUGCUGGUAAUCAUAUUCAAGAUUCAAACUCGUUUCUGUUUCAAUUGAAGUUUUCUGGAGCUCCAAAAAAUACCAAGUUUCCUGUAAGCAAAGUCCAGUAUGGGUUGUAUGGAGUAAGCUCUCAUGGGCCAUGUUUUGGCGCGGCUUUAGAUCUACAUACCUUCAAUGGAACGAUUAACCAAACUGGAGGCUAUUUUCCGUUAAACGGUACCAUGGCCAUAGGAAACUAUUACAAUAGCCAAGGUCUAUCUGCGACUCAAAUCAACAAUGGAACUAUGUACGUCACUGAACUAGAGGUUUAUCGAGUGACAGAUGGAGAAAGGCAAAAGACUCCUGUUCAACCGUGGAGAAAAACUCCUGAAUGGAAUGAAAAGUUUCUUGAGACGCUUACCGAGGACAUCGUAUCGUUCAAACCUUCCGGAGAGUUGGGACUGUCAGAUGUUCGUAUCCUGAUGCUUGGUCCAGUGGGGACGGGCAAGUCCAGCUUCAACAACACCAUCAACUCGGUGUUCAAAGGCCGUAUCUCGCAGAGAGCUCGAUGUGGGAAUGCUACACAUAGUAUAACAACCGCGUACACCCCAUAUGUAGUGAAGGCGCGUUCAGGAGCGUCGUUGAAUUUCCGGUUUUGUGAUACACGUGGUCUAGAAGUCACGCAAGGUCUUGACAUUCUGGAAUGUAAUUACUUACUCGAUAGAAACAUUCCAGACUAUUACGAGUUUAACCCAGCCACGCCAAUCUGUCCCGACAAUCCCGGGUUCGUGCAUCAUCCGAGAGUACCUGAAAAGAUUCACUGCGUUCUCUUUGUAAUCGACGCAAAAACUGUGGGCGACAUUCCACCAAAAUUGGUUGAAAAGAUGAACAGCUUUCAAAAAAUCAUGAAUCACAAGGGUAUUCCACAAGCCGUUCUGCUGACCAAAGUCGACUUGGCCUGUCAAGAUGUUGCCAGUAAAAUCUCCAACGUGUUUACCAGCAAGACAAUUGAGACUGCGGUGGACAAGGUAUCCGGGUUGCUCGGGUUGCCUAGAAACAACAUACUUCCGGUGAAGAAUUACGAGAAUGAGAUGCAGCUGGAUGACAACAUCAGCAUCCUGGCGUUGCUUGCAGUGCGGCAGGUGUUGUACUUUGCAGAAGAUUACAUUGAGAAUCUUCAGGAGAAGAUGAACGCGCGCAAUGUCUCCAGUGAGAAGCCUUACAAACAGGGAAAUAAAGAGAAACGCAGCGACAAAGAAUAAUAAAAACACUUCAAUAAUGACACAGUUUGGACACCAUAUAGUAAAAUAACGUGUAACAUGUUAUGAAUGACAUCUAUGUAUAAAAAGCUUUCUUUUAAAACAUAUUUAUAAUCUGUAUUACUCCAAGUAAAUGUUGUCUUAAAAUAUCAGAUAAAUAACACAAUGUUAACGGCAUGUGCUAAUGUGUUUAUGACAGUGUUUUAUCUAUUUGCAAUUGUGCACAUUUUAAAUUGUAAGUUACAUUUGUAUAUUGUAACAUUAUCACAUGGAUUUAUAGGAUGUUCUCAUGAUAUCUUACUUACAAAAAGUAUUGCAUGUUGCAAACUGCUUUCACUGGCUACUUGUAUUAAUAUUCAUAUACUGUAAUUGUCUUUGUAUGUUUCGUCCGAGUGUUGUAUACUCGUUCCAAAAGUCUUGCUUUAACGUUUGUUUUUAACUUGUUUAAAAUGUAUUGUUUUAUUUGGUUUCAAAACGUAUCCUUUUUAAUUACAUUGGCGUAGUGUAGUGAUGUUGCAAUUACAAUUGUCACUUUCAUUUAACGCAAUAAGAACGUACAUACACACUGUCAUAUAACUAACGUAAAGAAAUUUAACGUAUUUUAAAGAUACUGCCACGCCACCCCCCCCCCCCCCAAAAAAAAAUAUAAAUACAUAAAUUCGGUUGGUAAACAUUGUGUCAAUUCGAAACUCUCAGAUAUACCUAUGUCAAUUCAAUAUCCUGUAAGGCAACAUUUGGCCCCUGAUGAAAUGCAUGUUUGGCUAAUUGCCUGGUUACAAUAUCAGCAUUAUGACCUACUCAUAAUUAUUAGUAUCCACUAACUCGACCGACGAUAAUAGAUUUAAUUCGGAACUCGCGCGCUUUGGGUUUUUCCGAUUUCUUAGCGCGCGCGGGAGGUACAAACAUUGUUAUUAAUACAGUAAUGACCAGUUAUCGUCGAUAUCCGAUUUGCUUCCCAUUUAGAAGUGAAUAAUAAGUAUUUAAACGACAGUAGUGUUUCUUUUAAGAAAUGUCAAAAUUCAAGUAUUUUGUUGUUAUUACUAUUAUUAUUAAUAAUUACACAUAACAAAAAAAAACACUGAUAUACAUGUAUGUCAAACGUUUAAUACAGGAUUGAAGUCUAAAUACACCGUUCAGAUGUACAGCCGCCAACACGAAUGGGUCCAGUAGCUAACAUCCAUAAAAGACAUGAAAAAACAGAUUUUGUCAGCUGUAUGGUAAUGUAAGGAACCUAUACAAACGGUUUGACAUAUGCACUAUUUCUUCUGAAAAACAUUAUUCAUGUUUUUGUUUUUUCGGCAUGCUUUAUAGAUAUAGCAAAUAAAAGUCAUGUAUGGUAAA